Aspergillus uvarum CBS 121591 is the source of this 720-nucleotide messenger RNA. RefSeq lists its product as uncharacterized. NCBI's taxonomy places the organism in Eukaryota, Fungi, Ascomycota, Eurotiomycetes, Eurotiales, Aspergillaceae. Bases 179 to 541 code for a protein of 120 amino acids. The transcript has 2 exons. The record is from RefSeq and is a predicted model, not a curated record.
CUGGCAGAAUCCACUUCCUUGCAUCCAGACGACGACAAUAACCACCACAACGUCCAUAGAACACAACCCCAAAGAAAGGGGUAUAUAAAGGCCACAUUCCCCAGCCUAUCUUCCCUUCACUCCAUAACCAAUCGUCCUUCCCAAGCCCUGACCAAACAAAACCUCCCAACAAAUUAAAAUGAAGCUCACAGCCAUCCUCCUCCCUCUCAUCUCCACGGCCACGGCCACGACAACCUGCUACUCGGGCGCGCCGACCAGCGAGGGCACCAACUGCCUGUCGAAGCUCUCGAUCAAGAACUUCUGGUCGCUGCAGUACUGCAACUACCGGUGGAACGUCAACUACGGGGACUGGGACAAGUGGAUCAGCAACAACGCCAGCCACGUGGAGCGCGGCCGGGUGGCCAAGACGGGGGUGUUCGGGGGCAUGGAGGAGUGCCUGGAUGCGUUCAAGGAGGUCGUCGAGCCGUGCUACGACACCGCGCAGGGGGCGUACCUGACGACGGCGAAUGUGAGCCUGGAGGUGAAUUGGUGUCAGUGGUGAUUCCCCUCCUCUCUCUAUCAGGGGAGACUUGGGAGUGAAGGGGGAAAUUAGGGAUUGUGGGGGUGUUGAUGUGAUGAGAUUGCAGGAAAGGUUUAUGUUGAUUGUUGAUACACGAGAGGACGGGGAUAUAGUUAUGUUAUGAAGGUCAUGAAGCUUGAUGUGAUGCAGCAUACAAGAAC